Molecule: messenger RNA, 5798 nt
Organism: Penaeus indicus
Lineage: Eukaryota; Metazoa; Arthropoda; Malacostraca; Decapoda; Penaeidae
Exons: 2
Coding region: 112-1218 (368 amino acids)
Source: RefSeq, a predicted model, not a curated record
CGUUCCAGGUGCUGUGCGAAUACGACUGCUCUACCAGCUGUCGUGAAGGUUGGAGGCGACAGAGGCGGUGUUUCCCUUUCUCCUUUCGCGGGCAUUAAGGGGCGUCUCGCCAUGAAUCCUGGAAGGCGGAAGGAAGGGCUCGGGUCGCCUCGUCGAGCGCUGUUGAGGAGUCGAUCGACAUCCUUGCGGGGACUCCUGCUGGUGCUCAGUGUUUUUGCGUUCCCCGCCGUCUCUGCCCUCAAGGUGUGUCCCUUGACCUCCAACCGCGUGGUAAUCACUAACUUUUAUAGGUAUGUGUAUGCGACCUCCGAGGCAAACAUGACGGUGAUCAUCCGGUCCAAGGAGUGUCAUAUCAACUCCUCGGUCGUCGCCGUCGUUCCAGACUUGUCCGAAGCGCACUUCGACGACGCGGGUCGGCCGUGGCACGAGUUCGGCUUCAUCAUCGACGAAACCGAACUGACGAUAAAUCUGGGUGAGCACGCGGGUGGGAACCUGACCUUCUCGCGGGCCUGGGAGGAUCUUGCCCUCUGCUCCUCCGUCGGGCUGGAGUUUACCUUCCCCCCCUUAACGCGCAUCGCGAGGAACUGCACGGGCGAGGACGACGCGAGGGAGGAGGAGGAAGCGCCCCGUUGGAAGAACAACUGCACUCACGUCACCAACACCAUGCUUACAGAUUUCAGCAACGACUUGGACGACCCGAGAGUGCAGAGCCCUGGCUACAACGGCGGCCACAUCAUCUUCAUCCCGCUGGGCGCCAUCGUGUUCGUGGUGACCGUGUGCCUCCGCUUCUGCCUGUGCCCCAAGCGAGGCUCGACGGCCUCUCCCAGGAACGUCUCGUCGGUCACGAGGCAGCUCUCGCUCAACUCGGACGCCAGCGACUCGCUCACGACGAUGCACUACGACCUCGACCUCCCUCCUGCCUACUCCGACCUCCAAACGGAGGACACUCCACCGCCCUAUUCGGAGGUGGAGAAGGUGAAGAUCCCGCCCUACGAGGACCCUCCACCGCCCUUCGGGAGGCUCUACAGCUCUACAGCUCUACAGAUAGAGUCAGAGACGCCGCAGAACACCUCGUGCCCACCGUCAACAGCCGCAGACACCAGCUCGACGUCGCUCGCCGAUUCCUCGGGGCUGGUGAAGGUGCUGACCGCGAGGACGCUACAGUCCCAGUUUUCACACAAGCCCCUCGAGGAAGAGAAGCCUGCGGAGCAAGCGUAGUCGACGCCGUUCACAUGCGGGGCUCCUCCUCCUGUGCCUUGAUCUGUGAUAUAUGAAAGACGCACUGCACACUCGGUUUCCUUCACGAGAAUGACCUUCGUAGAAAUUUUGUAUGACGUAUGUGAGGCGAGAAGAAGAAUCAAGACAGAACUGGAAUUUGAGGACAGCCGUGAGGGAAAUUUGGAGUGAAGAAAAAUUAAAGUGAAAAAAAAAGUGUUGGAUUGAAAAUGAGACUUGGAGCUAGUAAAGAAAGUUAAAAUAAAAAGGAUGUUGGAAAAUGUGCAAAAGAGGAAGUACUUGGAAACGAUGACUGCCAUGAAAUAUGCAACAUGUGAUAAUUUGGUGAUCUAAAUAUCAUAUUUUGUUAAUGGCAAUGAUGAAACACGCAAUGAGUGCUUAUUAAGAUAAUGAAAUACCAAACAAGUGAUAAUGAUAAUGCUAAGAAUCGCUUAGCUUAACCUGAAGAAUAUAUCAACUUCCAGUGAUGUGUUUGGGGCAAGAAAGUGAUAAGGUAUUGUCAUAAGGACCAAACAUAUUAGCUGGCGGAAACCGGAUUAUAUCUCAGUAUUCUGCGCGUAAAACUUUUAUUUUUAUUAAUACUGUGGUAUUUUUUUGCGCGGAUUAAAAAUUGCAAAGAACAAUUCAGUCGCUUGUUAGUGCAAGUGCGCAUCUAUACCGUCUUCUUUUUUCCCCUCAAUUCUUCCCUGUGUUUCUUGCUUUAAUGGAAUUUCUCCUAAGUAUUUCAGUCAAGUCAGACAAAAAAUCAGAGGCCCGGAAUGUACACUUUAUAUCAAUUAUAUCCAAGCCGAGUCAGCCCUUGUGAAAUGCCCUCGCAGAAACAUGAAAAGAGAGACAGAGGUAAACCGUGUGAGCACUUCGUCAGUAUUCACCCCAAGAGCCUCUUGUGAGAACGUGAUAACCGACAUGUGAAUCCGCAUCUGAAGACAUUUUAUACCUGACCUGAUCUCAUGUUGCGUCAGUGUUUUCAAUGACCUCGUUUGUAAAGGAAAGGAGGCAGUGUAUAUACUCAAGGUAGAUAUUUAAUAGGAUUUGAGCUUCAGGACCAGUGUGCAAUGCGUGUGGGUGAUGUGGUAACGAGAGAUGACUUGAAUGGAAUAGUUUAAAACCUGCACGAUAGCGGUAGGUUGGCGGUGUACGAUAAUGCCUGGGUUGAAAGCUAGUCACAUUCCUUUGUUGAUAAUUUCUUGCAAACCAUUACAUUAUUCGACUGUUUUGUUUGUGUUUAUUUUGUUUAUUUCCUUUCUUUGCGUUUCUUCAGAUUACCUCUUUUACAAUAUAUUGAUAUCAAAGUACACCUUGCAAGUCAUCAGUAGAAUAAAAUAAAUUAGAGUUUAUAGAACGUAGUGUGGGCAAGGGUGGGACACAUACUGUAAAGGUGGUCGUAUGUAGUUUCCCCGAUAAAGAAUACGAACUGAUAAAUACACAGAAAACAGAUACGACAAUAUAGUACGGAACAACCUAGUCAAGAAAAAAGUCAGAAUUGGAAGCCUGGAGACGGAAAAGUGGGGGGGGGGUGAUGAUUAGGUUAGGAGGUAAACUGCACACUUGGUUUGAGGACAGUCCUACCCUACCAAAGGGGUAGGGUAGGAUGACCAGGGCACGGGCGGUAGGAAAGGAAGAGGACCGGGUCGUGGACACUUACGUGCACAUGGAAAGAAUAUUGAUACCCAGGUGUUUUUACCUGACGAAACCAGCCCAGUGCGACAACCUCACCCGGCUGCUUCAUAGGUAUCGGUUUCCACGAGAGUCUGGUUUUAUUUAGCGUUUGAUUUUUAGGACUUGCGAAGAAAAGAGAUUUUGAAAUGGAGACGGUUCGUGUGAUAUUUUUUUUCGUGGGAAUUUCGAAAGAUGUUUCUUUGAGUUAUUAUUAUUAUUGUUGUUUUCUGUCUCUUGUAUCUUUUUUUCACAUCAUAUUCAAAGAUUUUUUUUCAAAUAUAGACAAAUCAGAAUUAUUCUUCCAACGCUUCAGAAAUUAAGAGUAAAGAUCGCAAUCUUAAAAUUUUAUGUAGUUAUGUUGCACAGCGUUAAAACUAUUUUUACAACCUCCACCACGAACACAGAAGUUCUAGUGCAUGACAAACAUUAAGCUGGAGUGUCAUGCAUGUCUCCGAAGGCAUGCGCACCUUCCUUGUGAUUUUUAUCUUUCUUCCUUGUUUUCAUUUUUCUUUCUUAUAAAUUUUCCUUUCUCGUUCUUCCUAACUAUAUCUUUUCCCCUUCUUGUUAUCGCUUUCCUUCUCCCCAUUUCUUCUUAUCAUUUUUCCUUCCCCCUUUCUUCCUUGAUAUUUUUCCUUCCAUCUUUCUCCCUUGUUAUCAUUUCCCUCACCUGUCUUCUCCUUCGCUCUUCCAACCUAUAAUCGUGUCUUCUUCCUCGUCAUCAUCUUUAUCUUCCUCCUCCUCCUCCUCCUCCUCCUCCUCCUUAAAUCCGCAUGAGCAGUAGACGGUGGGUUCUUCUGUCUGCGUCUUGAGGAACGAGUGAUGGAAGGUGGAAGUAGGAGGUGGAGGGAGAUGGAAAUUGUGGAAGGGGAAGGGGAAAUAGAAAUUGUGCAAGUGGAAGAUAAUAGGAGAUAGAAAUUGUGCAAGUGGAAGAUAGUAGGAGAUAGAAAUUGUGCAAGUGGAAGAUAGUAGGAGAUAGAAAUUGUGCAAGUGGAAGAUGGUAGGAGAUAGAAAUUGUGCAAGUGGAAGAUGGUAGGAGAUAGAAAUUGUGCAAGUGGAAGAUGAUGGGUGGUGGAAAUGGUGGAAGAGGAAGGUGGAGGGAAAUGGAAAUUGAGGAAGUGGAAGUGGAAGGUAGAAAUAGUGGUAGUGGAGAGUGAAAGAAACUGGAAAUGAUGGAAAAGUGAUGGAAGUGGAAAGUAAAGAUCGUUGAAAAUGAAAGAAGUGGAAUAACUUGAUGAAAAUGAAGGAGGUAGAAACUGAAAGGAGUGGUGAGUGAAGGAAGAAUAAAACGGAUAUAGUGAGUGGAAGAAGUGAAAGUUACAGAAGUAGGCAGUGAAAGAAAGGAAAAUAAAGAAACUAAAAAGUGAAAGAAAUGAAACUGAUAAAAGUAGAUAGUGAAAAAUAAGCAUUGAAAAGUGAAAAAAAUAAACACCAACGAGAUUUUAGAAAUAUAUAUAUAUAAAACAAGGAGGGAAAUGAAAAAAAAAAGGUGAAGACCGAAAUAAUUUUGAAGUAAAAAAAAAUGAAUGCAGUAGAACGUAAAGUGCAAAAAAAUAUGACAUUGGUGCCCUCACAUCCUGGCUGGAUUUCUUCAGACUCAGCGUUGACAAUGACCACUGUUUUUUUUUUUUUUUUUUUUUUUUUUUUUUUUUUUUUUUUUUUUUUUUUUGUACGCCCCCCUUCACAGACUAGAGCCAAUAUUUUGAUGAUAUUGCAGGAGCACAAGGCAUUUUUUUUCUCCGAGAUUGCCAUUCAAGGAGACCUUUGUAUACGAAUGCACAAAAGAAGAAUUCCAAAGAACAUUAUCUAUCAUUAUCAAAAAACUUGAAUGACAAGAAAAGAAAAGAAAAAAAAAGUGGCUUCAGAGUGUUCAGACCGUCAUGCAAGGUUCGACAGAGGCAAACAUACUAGUGAAAAUGAUAAGGAUUUUCUUCAAGGAAGCCAAGGUGUCUGAAUUCACGAAGAACAACAAAACAAAACAAUAAAAAAAUGAAAAGAAAAUAUAAAUCUUCCCAUUUUGAGAAGUGGAGACUCGGAUAUCAGGAACACCAUAGCUACGCAAAGAAAUAAAGGGUAGAAUCAACAUAGACAAGAUUGAAACAACCCAAAUCAUAAACAGAAAAAUGAGAGACACUAAUCACUAUCACCGAAGACCAAGAUAGACUUCUUAAUUAGUCGCUUCUUCCCCCCCCCCCCCCCCCCACACACCCGACUUGAGGAGCAGGUUACGGGGUUCCAGGAAAGAGCGUGGGAAAAAUCCUUUGACCGUGGGAAUUCACACUUCUAAGGACUGAUUUCCCGACGAAUGUCUUAGCAAGAAAAUUGAAAAUAAAUAAGAAACUGACAAGAAAAGAAAACGUUUCAUGAUUUCCCCCUUCUAAUAUGAAUAUAUAGAUAGAUAUUCACCCUCACAGCUUCGUCUAUGUAUAACGAUGUGUAUAUAUAAUGAUCGAUAAAUGUGCGUUAUUUUCCACAGAUAUUGCUUUUGUUCACGUGUAAAUAGGAAUUUACUGGAAACCACAAAGUCAUUCAGAUAAUAGUUAUAAGAUUAUUUAUAUGCGCACGAGAAUAUUUAAACGCUUAGUAUGUAUGAUUUUACUGAAACAUUGUAUAGAUGUCUGAAAAGUGUAUAUAUUUACGUAUAUUGAAAUACGCAUACACAUACAUACGUACUUACAAACGUAUGUAAUAGGUAAUAGAGACAUAGAGUGAUAGAUAUAUAGGUAGAUAGAGAGGUAGGUAGAUGCAUAUCGGCAUAUGUGUAUAUGCUAUGUACGUGUCUGUGAAUAUUAUAUACAACCAUAAACACACACACACACACACACACACACACACACACACACACACACACACACACACACACACACACACACACACACACACACACACACACACACACGCAUACA